Molecule: messenger RNA, 582 nt
Organism: Botrytis byssoidea
Lineage: Eukaryota; Fungi; Ascomycota; Leotiomycetes; Helotiales; Sclerotiniaceae
Exons: 3
Coding region: 1-582 (193 amino acids)
Source: RefSeq, a predicted model, not a curated record
AUGCAAUUCCUCAAAUUUCUGGUCCUUUCAACGGGACUAAUCUUCCGUACCGUCUCCUCAGAAUCAUCAAAAUGCCCCAACAUCUCUCCUGGCCCAGCAUCUUCAUUUCAACUCGCAGAACUGCUCCCCAUAUCCCCUCUCACAGAUCCUAUUGCUACAGAAAUUAUCCGUAACACAUUAUCUCUAUAUGCAUUUGCCAUUGACGGACGAAAUUGGCAAGCAUUCUCCCGUGUCUUUACCCCAGACGCCCGAGCGAACUACUCAGAGCCCCUCCCUGUUCUCUACGGAUUGAAAAAUAUCACCGAUGCUGUUGCAGCCCAGGUAAUUCAAUUCACGGGGACGCAUCAUAGAUACGGUACUCAGUAUAUAGCAAUAUGUUCGCCUACCUCAGCGAUUUCCAUAACGUAUCUUGAAGCUAGCCAUUUUCUCUUACCGCAUACGUCGCCGGUUAUAGAAGAUGAUAGUCAUACCCUGUUUGUGACGGGCAGGUAUGAAGAUACGUGGAAGAAGGCGAACGGAAAUUGGAAGAUUGUGAAUCGAAAUUUGGUUUUUAUAGGACCGUUCAUCUUGGAUACCGCGUAG